ACUAUCAAAACACUUUCUCGAACGUUUAAAAUGAGCUUUGUAAAACACCGCCGAAGACUUUUUACCUGCUAAUUUUCUCGCCUCGUGAUCUCACGACAACUUAAAUGCCUGAGAGGAAGAGUCUUUAAAGGAUUUAACACCAUGAUCGUAUCUUGUGAUAAAUCACAUGUGGAAGGGAAAGGUAAAAACCAUCUGGACAGUAAUGGACUCGUUGGGAAGUUUAACAGAAUGAAGUGCACCGUGUCUCCGGGGAAAAACGGCAUCUGUCGGUCUGUCGCACCUGUGAUAUUACCCGAGUCUGCCUGCGCCCGCAUCUCGCUGCCAGGUGUGAUGGACGCAGAAGGGCGAGUGGACGAAUCCAGGCUCAGGAUGCAUAUAUUUAAAAACGGUGGCGUGGACCCUAAAGAACGUGGUCUGGUAUGGCGCUUUCUGUUUGGCAUGUACCCCUGCAGCUCUACAGCUCUGGAGCGCCCCCUACUGCUGGAGCAGAUGGCGGUGCGCUAUCAAGUCAUGAAGAGGAAAUGGCAACAGCUGCUUCCUGGAGCCGUUUGUCUGCGCCUUAAUGGCACUGAUGCUGAACUGUCGAGAGCAGUGAAGUUUUUCGACCAAAGACAGGACAGAGAGCAGCAUAAACAGCAUUAUGAGUCAGAAGAGGACAGAGAAAUGAUGUCCUUUUUGCAACUCCAGGCUCAGGUGCUAUUUGAACGGGUAAACUUUGACUUGGAAGAGCUUCAGGAGGCUAUACGCAUCAUUGACAAAGAUGUUCCCCGAACCGAUCGAUAUCUUCCAUACUACCGGAAUGAAGGUUUGGGUAACCUGCUUGUGUUGAGAGAUAUCCUAAUCACAUAUGCUGCUUUUCACCCAGAAGUAAGUUACGCUCAGGGUAUGAAUGAUCUGUGCAGUCGCUUUUUGGAGGUGCUGGACUCAGAAGUGGACACUUACUGGAGCUUCUCCUGCUACAUGGAGAAGUUUUCCAAAGACUUCCAGGCUGAUGGACUGUAUCGCAAAAUGGAGUUGGAAGCUGCUUUACUGAAAGAGCUGGAUCCUCAACUACACUCUCAUCUGGUCACAGAAAACAUGGAAAAAAUCACUUUUUGUCAUAGGUGGCUUCUGUUAGGCUUCCAGCGGGAGUUUGAGCACAGCGAUGCUCUACGUCUGUUUGAGAUUCUCAGCUGUGAUCACCUGGAGCUCAUCUCAGAGCAGGUGGAUCGGGCUCGAUAUCAGGAGAGACUGGCACGCAGAUGCAGCCUGGAGGAUGAACCUAUGAUGGAGGUCCAGACCAUAAACCCAGACUUCACUUUUGAACUCUUCAUGUGUGCUGCCAUCUUGCUGGAGAACAGAGAAGCUUUGCUCAGCUGCAAAAAUGAAGCUCAGCUCAUACAGUUUACCAGCAGUCUGCAGGGCAAACUGGAUCUGAAUAGCACCCUGAAAAAAACUGAGGAACAUUUUUACAACUACUGCAAACGCUCAGCCUGGAACUAUUUGAGUGGUCACUGUCGCAUGCGCAAGAGCAAAGAGGACCACUUUUUAUAUCAACUCCGUAACCUUUUCUCAUGAGACCGAAAGGCCUACAUGGAAUUUUCUAAAAAAACGGUUUUGUUGACAGAAACCCAUGAAAAAAUGUGACAUUAUGUUCCAUUGGGACUUUCAUUUUAUUCUAAAGAAUGAUGCUGCUUUUAACCAGAGUUUUGUACAGGAACCAGAUGGACUCCUUCAGUAUGUAAUCUUAAUUUGUAUGGCUUCUAUUGUGUUGCCAGAAUUUAUGAAAGACGAACUCAAAACACUAAUCAAAUUAGAUAAUCAAAUAAGAAUUGUAUAUAACUUUUAACUUGACGCGUUUGGGAAUUUAUAGAUAUUUGAUAGUACUGAAGACUUGAUUAAAGAAAUAGUUCACCCAAAGAUGGAAAUCUGCUAAAAAAUGUACUCACCCUAAGAGCAUGCAAGAUGUAGAUGAGAUUGUUUCUUCAUCAGAACUAGGGUUGCAAAGGGGUGGAACAUUUCCGGUAAAUUUCUGGAAGCCUUCCAAAAAAAAAGUUCCAAAAGAACGUUUCCACUAUUUCCUGGAAAUUUUCAAAAUCUUUGCAACAGAACAGAUUUGGAGAAAUUUAAUAUUGCAUUUGCUUACCAAUGGAUCCUCUGCGGUGAAUGGGGCCGUCAGAAUGGAAGUCCAAAUGGCAGAUGCUGAAGUGAUGCUGAAUUUCUUCAAAUCUGUUCCCACUAAGAAACACGCCUUGGGAUGGUCUGAGGAUGAGUACAUUUUCAUCAAAUUUCCAUUUUUGGGUGAACUAUUCCAUUAAGCUUAUUGACUGCAGAGAUGCUCUUUUUAAGGUGAAGAAUGUAAUGUUAAAAUUUGUUUCAUUUUUGUGCAGGAUUUUGUAGUGCGCUACGGCUUUGAAAACAGAAAGCCGAAAUCUUUAUUGCUGAUCUAAGCGAGAUCUGAGUUGUGAGUAUUAUUCAGUCUCAGAAACAUCUGGUGCUUGCGUAUUGGUCGCAUUAGAGCACAAUAUAAUAAUAGAAACGCAGUCUCAGUUCUGAGAAGCUCUAGAAGACCC
Messenger RNA from Labeo rohita (rohu), 2552 nucleotides. Its product is annotated as TBC1 domain family member 15. Bases 142 to 1557 code for a protein of 471 amino acids. NCBI's taxonomy places the organism in Eukaryota, Metazoa, Chordata, Actinopteri, Cypriniformes, Cyprinidae. The record is from RefSeq and is a predicted model, not a curated record. The transcript has 10 exons. Gene Ontology annotation, molecular function: GTPase activator activity. Gene Ontology annotation, biological process: activation of GTPase activity.